AUGCAUAGGCAACACCAACAGCAGCAGCAGCAACAACAACAGCAACAACCACGUCGUCGUUCCUACGAUGGGCACUUUCACAGCUCUUCUGCAACCAAUACGGCGAACAAUACCAAUGAUCUAUUAUCGUUACCCAAACAACGACGACCGAGUCCUGUUCCUUCAGUAUCAUUGAGUGCUACUCCCACGAGCAGUAGUCAUCAUCAUCAUCAUCAUCACCAUCAUCAUCCUCAUUUGCAACAUUAUCAAAAGCAUCUUGACAAGCAUAUCCCUUUUCCUCGAGGUGGACGACACAUUGAUGAAAACGAGGCAGCUGAACAGCAACAACCUACACCAAAGAAACGGCAUUUAUUUGGACGUUUUGGAAAGAAAAAGAGUUCCUCAUCAUCGAGUCAACAUGACAGCAGCAAUGGAUCAGCAGUAACAGCAUCAAGCAGUAGCAGCAACAAUACGCCACAUAUCAAUGUACGAAAUGACUCGUUGAAUACCACUGCAUCAUCCUCAGCAGCAUCGACAUUAUCCUUGGCAUCAAGUUCACUUUCUACAGCAUCCACACUGGUUCCGCCACUACAUCAUCCACAACAACAGCGUAAAGGUUCCAGCCAUAGCGACCAUCAUCAUUAUCACAUGUUGGAUACUGCAAGCAUGUUUUCCGAAUACAAGAAAUCAACAACAUCCACAUUGGGCCGUAAAGGGAAGGAAGCAUCGCAUCGUCAUUAUCCACGACGUUCGAUCAAGGAAAUUGAGUUGGAUCAGAAUUUUGGAUGCAUGGAUGGCAUUGUCAACCCCGAUUAUUACACAGCAUCAACCAUCACCACCAGCACUGCUUCUAUUCAUCCAACAGAGCAAUGGGAUGAGUCGGCCACCGAUUGGGCACCACCGGAUAGUUGGGGCGUACGACCACCCACAGGACCAGAAGCUGCAGUUUCAGGUGGCAUGGUAGCACCAUCAACGAUCGGCAUUGAUGAUGAUAUCCAAGACUUUGAAGAUUACACCAUCGAUGAUCAAGACAAAUAUCAGGUGCCACGCAAGAAUUUUUGUAUCCGGAUCUUCAGACAAGAUGGGACAUUCGGCACACUACAAAUGCCAUUGCAGAUCACCACCAACGAAUUAUUGGAUAAACUGGCAGGGAAGUUCUUUUUGACCGACAUGAAAAAGUACAAUUUGAUCCUACGCAGAUAUGACCUUGAUCGCGUGCUGCAACCCCAUGAACGCCCUCUCCAAAUCCAAAAGAUGCUAUUUGAGCAAAUGGGAUACACCAGCCAGGAUAAGAUUGAAGAUGUUGGAUUGGAAGACAAUUCAUACUUGCUACGAUUCGUAUUUGGCCCCAACUUGGCUCAAAUCCUACCCAAGGAGCCUGAGAUCCCUCCGCAGCAACAACAGCAACAACAACAACAAAAUCAGCAGCAGCAACAGCAGCCAUUGCGUCACGUGGAUUUGAGACGACGUAACUUGACAACCAUCCCCAUCUUUUUAUAUGAGCAUGCAGCUACCUUGGUGUCCUUGGAUGUAUCACAAAACCUGUUGAUGGAGAUUCCAGUGGAUUUUGCACAAAUGUGCACUGAAUUACGCCAAUUAUCGGUAGCGGAUAACGAAUGCCACGUUAUUCCUCUCUCAGUCAAGCAUGUGGGUUCCGGUGCAUUGGAACAUCUUGAUGUCUCUGGUAAUCGAUUGCGGGACCUGGAUCAUGGCCAUGUGGAGAUUCAUCGAUUGACACGGUUGAUCAGCUUGAGAGCACGCAACAACCGAUUGGAUCAUUUGUCACCAAGUCUUGAGAGUUUACAGCAAUUGACGACAUUGGUGAUAUCGAAUAAUGCAUUUACGACAUUCCCUGAUGUGAUUUGUACGUUACGAGCACUUGAAUACCUGGAUGUGAGCUUCAACAAGAUACCCACCUUCCCUGAAGAGAUUGGUCAAUUGACCCAAUUGGAGUCCCUUUUCGCUAUUGCCAAUCGAUUGACAGGUGCUCUUCCUCCUACCUUUGUCCAACUUGAGAAAUUACGUGAAUUGGAUAUUCGACAAAACCUUAUCAGUGAUAUGGAAGUGCUUGAACAUAUGCCAGGCCUUGAGACAUUACGAGCGGAUUAUAAUUCAGUCAUGAUUGUCAACCAUGGAUUUGCUCAAGUACGACGUCUUGAUAUGUACAAGAAUCGCCUCACCCAUUUUGGCAUCUUACCACCCCCCUCGCCCGAGGUAUCCUAUGCAUUAUCGUACUUGAAUCUCAGCAACUGCAAAUUGCCAUCUCUCCCUGAUGAUAUUUUCACUCACACGCCACAAAUGGAAACCAUCGUCCUUGACAACAAUACAUUGAAUGCUAUCCCAUCAAGUGUUGGCGGAUUGAGGAAACUGGUACGGUUAUCGGUUCAAGGCAAUCAGCUUGAUAGUCUUCCCCCUUCCAUGUUUGGUGGCCUUGAAGAAUUGCACUAUUUGGAUUUACAAAAGAACAACUUGAAGACACUUCCCAGUGAAAUUUGGAGUUGCCCAAAGUUGCAAUCACUCAAUUGCAGCUCCAAUCUGUUACAAACAUUCCCUCAACCAUUUUCCGAAUCAGGCAGUAUUAUCACCUCAUCCUCUUCAGCACUUGCCAUGGCAGCAGCAGCAGAAUCUCCUGUUCAUCCACAUCACCAUCCACAUAAUGCGGGUCAAAGUGCUUUGGGUCAGCAACAACAACAACAACAACAGCAUCAGGAGCAAGAUAUUGACAAUGGAGGAGGAGGAGGAGGAGGGCAACAACAACAACAACAACAUGGCGUGGAACGUGGAGCCUCUUCUUCUAAUUUCAAUCCACCAUCCUUUUUCGCCAGUCCACACAACCAUCCACCCCCUUUGUCACUCUCCUUGCGACAAUUGUUCCUUGGUGAUAAUAGGCUCAAGGAUGAUGUUUGGUCACCUUUAUCAUGGAUCAUGGAAUUGCGCACGCUCAAUCUCUCCUUCAAUGACUUGACCGAAAUGUUAGCAGAGGCUUUCUUUCAUAAGCACUUGUACGAGUUGUAUCUUUCGGGGAAUCACUUGACAUCAUUACCAGCAGAGGAUAUGGAGAAACUCAGCUAUUUACGCGUGCUGGCUGUCAAUGGAAACAAGCUACAGACCAUUCCUGCUGAAAUUGGCAAGCUGAGGAAGCUAUUGACUCUGGAUGUGGGUAACAACAUGUUAAAGUACAACAUCUCCAAUUGGUUGUAUGACUGGAAUUGGAAUUGGAACGUUGGACUCAGGUAUUUGAACUUGUCGGGCAACAAACGAUUGGAAAUCAAACGCACACAACAACCCACCUUGACGGGUAAUGGACCAAGUGGCGCAAUGAAUCCAGGGAGUGGAGGUCCAACAUCUUCAGCAGCGGCAGCGGCAGCAGCUGCAGCAGCAGCAACAGCCAACAUGAUGGAGAAUGCCCCUGAAAAAGAUCUUUCCGAUUUCAGUGCAUUGACAAAAUUACGUAUGCUUGGAUUGAUGGAUAUCACCAUGUUGGGUGUUUCAGUCUUGGAAGAAUACCAUGAUCGACGUGUGCGUACUUCCCUCUCUGAAGUGAAUGCUAUGGGCUAUGGUGUCGCUGAUUGGUUGGGGUCCACGGAUCAUCUUGCCACAUGGGAUUUGGUGAUGCCUCGUUUCCGCAACAGAGACGAUGAAUGUAUCUUUGGAUUAUUUGAUGGAAGUUCAGCCAUGCAACAGCAAAGACGAAAGGGCAGCAUGAUGGGUGGAACCAGUGCCACAGGUGCUAGCGGUGGAUGUCGUCUUACCAAGUUCCUCAAUGACAAUUUCCAUUAUUACUUGAUGAACGAACUUCGACGUAGCAAACAAGAUGAUACGAUUGUGGCUGCUAUGCGACGUACAUUUUUGGCCCUUGAACGUGGAGCAGCCGUAGCAACAGCCCAACAGCAACAACAAGAUCCACGUCGCGGUGUGAUGAUGGGCGCUGCUGGUGGUGGUGGAUAUCAUGACACGACUUGGGAAGGUGCAUCCGCUGUAGUGUGCUAUAUUGCAGGAUCCAAGUUACAUGUAGCCAAUGUGGGAGACGCUAUGGCAGUCAUGUCUCGAAGCAAUGGACAGGCGUAUGAAGUGACCCAAAAGCACAUUGCAUUGAAUCCAAGUGAAGCAUCACGUAUUCGAGCAGCGGGUGGAUUCGUAUCGAAUGAUGGAUUGUUGAAUGGCCAAUUGACCGUAUCACGCAGCUUUGGUUAUCUCCAUUUGAUCCCUUCUGUCAAUGCCAAUCCCUAUGUCGCCACCAUCGACCUCACAGAAGAUGAUGAAUUUGUGAUUAUGGCGUCACGUGGUCUUUGGGAACGCAUGACCUACCAAACAGCUGUUGAUAUUGCACGCACUGAAAAGGAUGAUCUUAUGGCAGCUGCCCAGAAACUCAGGGAUUUUGCUAUUACGUAUGGUGCUGAAGAAUGUAUCAUGGUCAUGGUCAUUGGCGUGGGUGGACUUUUUGAGACAAAACAACCUCCUCCUCCUCUUAUGGCACAUCCAUUACGCACGAACAUCCAUCUUGAAGAAUUGAGUGGGAAAUACAAGCGACGUGGGAUCAAGGAUGAUAAUCUUGGUGAUUCGACAUUGGCACGCUUGGAACGUGAAGUGCCACCACCUGUCAAUCAUUUGGCUUUGGUGUUUACGGAUAUCAAAAACUCGACUCAAUUUUGGGAGACACAACCUGAGAAUAUGCGAUCGGCUAUCAAGCUUCAUGAUGCCGUGAUGCGACGUGCCUUGCGUAAUGUGGGUGGAUACGAAGUCAAGACCGAAGGUGAUGCAUUCAUGGUAUGCUUCCAAAGUAUCACGGCAGCUCUCUUGUGGUGUUUCACAGUGCAAUUGCAAUUACUCGAAGUGGAUUGGCCUGGUGGUAUCCUUGAGUCUGAGGAUGGUCGAGAGAUUGAAAAGGAUGGCAUUGUCAUUUAUCGUGGUUUAUCGGUGCGUAUGGGUAUCCAUUGGGGUGCUCCUGUUUAUGAACGCAAUCCCAUUACCAAUCGUAUGGAUUACUUUGGUCCUGUGGUCAACAAGGCUUCUCGCGUCAGUGGUGCUGCCGAUGGUGGUCAAAUUUGUGUAUCAUCCGAUGUUGUUGCUGCAUUGAGGAAUCUGGCCGGUGUAUUCUCUGAAGAAAAGCAAAAGAAUGACGACGAGGAAGAAUCAUCCAAUACGAGUGACGAUGACGAGGAAGAUGAAGAGGAUGUCAAUGAAUUGGGUAUUGGAGGAACAUCAUCCAGCAUUGUCAAGCCAUACAAUUGUUACAAUAUGAGCACAAAGGAAGUACAUCAGCUGAAGCGACUUGGAUUCCACGUGGUUGAAUUGGGUGAACGACGGCUUAAGGGAUUGGAAACACCCGAAAUUCUCAGUCUUGUGUAUCCCAAACAACUUGCAGGUCGCAUUGAAAAGAACAAUCUGAUAUCUGAACCUACACCUGCUACUGCUACGACGACCACAACAACAACAACAGCAACGACGCCUAGUCCUUCGGCUACUACACCAACACCUGAUGUCAUGUUACAAGAGCAAGCAUUACAAAAUCAGGAUGAUACCACGACCUACAUUGAGAAAAGAACAGUGAAUACGACCAUUGAUCCUGCGUUGGUAUGCGCAUUGAGCAACUUGGCCAUUCGACUUGAACGUGUUACUGCUGGGGGCAAUUUAUGUCAACAACGUGCAGGUAGCGCCAUUCAAAGUCAAUACACAUCAGCAAAUGCGGAUGGUAAAAUUGCUACCACGGCAACCACGGGUCUUGGAUACUGGCUUGAUCGACACAUGAAAGAAGGUGCAUCGGAUGAGGAACUUAUGGUGCUCAUGGAAAACUUUGUGGCAAGAGUAGAGAAUGCGGCAUCGACUCUGUAUCUUCAAAAGAUGGGUCAAUUUGCAGGUGUAUUGGAGCAAUUGGGACAAAUUAUCGAGACGGACCCUGAUCAUAUCUUACGAGCAUUGCAAAUGUAUGCUGAUCUUGGCAAUUAA
This is a messenger RNA of Lichtheimia ornata, 5925 nucleotides long. RefSeq lists its product as uncharacterized. The transcript has 11 exons. Gene Ontology annotation, molecular function: protein binding. The record is from RefSeq and is a predicted model, not a curated record. The coding region runs from base 1 to 5925 and encodes 1974 amino acids. NCBI's taxonomy places the organism in Eukaryota, Fungi, Mucoromycota, Mucoromycetes, Mucorales, Lichtheimiaceae. Gene Ontology annotation, biological process: intracellular signal transduction; cyclic nucleotide biosynthetic process.